Molecule: messenger RNA, 1239 nt
Organism: Kwoniella shivajii
Lineage: Eukaryota; Fungi; Basidiomycota; Tremellomycetes; Tremellales; Cryptococcaceae
Exons: 7
Coding region: 1-1239 (412 amino acids)
Biological process (GO): ubiquitin-dependent protein catabolic process
Cellular component (GO): cytosol; nucleus; proteasome regulatory particle, lid subcomplex
Molecular function (GO): structural molecule activity
Source: RefSeq, a predicted model, not a curated record
AUGGAGAUCGACACACCAGCAUCCUCCUCCACUUCCCCCAUCCCUUACCUCGAACAACAGGUCUCUUCAGCGCCAGAACAAUUCAAGCCUUUGUGGAGUAAGAUAAAGUCAACUUAUGAGAAGAAGUUAUGGCACAACUUGACUGUCGUAUUGACUGAAUUCGUCUUCACUCCCGGGACCGGACCAUAUCAAAUUGAGCUCUUCGAAAAAUUCAUUUCCACCAUUGAAAAGAAGAUAAAUGCUUUGAAAUUAGUUGAAAUCGCUCGUAGAGUAGGAAGGGAAUAUUCAGAACCGGAACUUACAUUAAAAUUCCUUGAAUCAUUACAUUCAAGAUUACUUUCACCAUAUCCCGUUCCUGCGACCGAAGAUAAUCCAGGAUCUCCAGCACCUCCACCGCCAGCAGCUUCAGCCUAUGCAUUAUCAUUAUCAUCCAUCGCUUAUGCCCAAUUACUCCUUGGUGAUCUAACAGCAACCAAGAAAUCAUUGGAUGAAUGUGAAAAUCUAUUGAAUGAACAAGACACAGUUGAAACCUCAGUAAACGCAGGAUAUUAUGGUGUAGCAGGAGAUUAUUUCAAAGUCAAAGCUGAUUAUGGUCCAUAUUAUAAAAACGCUUUAUUAUACUUGGCUUGCGUAGAUACUCAAAAUGAGUUAUCGGACGAAGAUAGGAAAUCUAGAGCACACGAUUUAUGUAUUGCCGCUUUAUUAGGUGAAACCAUUUACAACUUUGGUGAAUUGCUGCAACAUCCUAUUCUUCAAACUCUGGUUGGAACAGAAUGGGAAUGGAUCAAAGACUUGAUUAGCGCUUUCAACGGUGGAGAAAUCGGAAAGUUUGAAUCUUUGGCUAACCAUCUAUCGAAUGAGCCAAUUCUCGAAUCAUCCCUACCUUUCCUUCGACAGAAAAUCUGUUUGAUGGCUUUAAUCCAAACUAUAUUCGCUAGACCCAGAGAUGGUGCUUCAAGAUUAAUGAGUUUCCAGACUAUCGGAGAGGCGACAAGACUACCUGUUAAUGAAGUUGAACAUUUACUUAUGAAAGCCUUGAGUUUAAGUUUGAUCAAAGGUUCCCUCGAUCAAGUUGAUGGAACAGCAGAUAUAUCAUGGGUACAACCUAGAGUAUUGGAAGGUACUCAAUUAGAUACUUUAGCUGAACAAUUAGAAGCUUGGUGUGAAUCUGUUGGUAAAACAGAACAUCAAGUUGAAGAACAAAGAAAAGCUGCUAAACGAGCUGUUUUAGUAGAGUAG